AUGGCAUGGAAAUGGGUCUCGAAGGACGAUUCGUUCUUUGAAGCUCUGCUCGAGGAUAGUACUGGGAUCUCUGACGCCGGCAAGAGUGCGGUGAUGCUGCGGCUGUGCCUUGGAUCCAUCCGCGGCUACGCCGGGGAAAUGGUCACGAUGGAAGAGACGGGCAGUGUUAUAUCGAGUGUCAGCGAUUUGUUCUCCGAUGAUGAUGGUGACGACGAUGGCCAUAGCGAUCUUUCCGAAGGCGUCGAGAGAAACGGCGAAUCUAAUAUCGACGAUGAAGUGGGACGCAAGCGGGGGGCGGCCAGGUCGGUGGUAGGCGUGCUCGUUGGUUACCUCUCGAUGAGCAACGGUUGA
Molecule: messenger RNA, 351 nt
Organism: Durotheca rogersii
Lineage: Eukaryota; Fungi; Ascomycota; Sordariomycetes; Xylariales; Xylariaceae
Exons: 2
Coding region: 1-351 (116 amino acids)
Source: RefSeq, a predicted model, not a curated record